Oikopleura dioica is the source of this 2274-nucleotide messenger RNA. The record is from the annotation of a GenBank genome assembly. Lineage: Eukaryota; Metazoa; Chordata; Appendicularia; Copelata; Oikopleuridae.
AUGCUAUCCUUUUGGUUAGCAUCAGCUUUUCUCCGUCUUGGCUGGGCUCAGAUUCAAUGCGAUAAUGUGAACUGCCCGAACCCGGCUGGAACUUCUUACGAGACAAAGCUCAAUUGCGGCGUUUUGGUCAACGAUGGAACAAAUGGACGGUCGAAAAAAUGCGCGUAUUUGAUGAAAACGAGGGGAGAAUGGCCGGAAUCGAACGCUUUUUGCUCUGGACUCAAAUUUACAAUCAACGGAACUGAAGUCGAGGGUGGAAAUAUGCUCUCAAUAAGAUCGCCUGAAGAAAACGAAGUCAUUCGCCAGAUGAUCAUCGCGCUCAUGGACGGAGCAAACGUCUAUUACUAUCCACGAAUCGGGCUUCGAAAAACAUGUCAAAACUGUGAGUGGUACUGGUCCGACGGUAGUCCAAUCACUUACACGAAUUGGUACGGAACGGAGCCGAAUACGAACUCCUACGAUUGUGCUCGAUUUUACUAUUCGAGUAAUGGUGCUGUUUACAACGGAACGUGGAUGGACAUGACUUGCACGGGUAUCUACUCCGAUCUUUGCCAAUUCGAAGUCGAUGGAAAACAACCUUGGGAUCCUGAGCCAGACAAUGGUCUCCCCGCCAAGGGAGGUUGCAAACCUGGCUGGUAUCCAUUCGGCGGGUACUGCUACAAAUUCGACGGUUUUCGGGUCGAUGGCGGAUCAGGUUUCGACCCGGCUGGAUUUUUGAAGUGGAAUGAUGCGCGAGCAAAAUGCAACGAGGACUGGGAAGGAGCUGAUUUGGCCAUGCUUCCGACAGAAGAGCACAAUUCGUUGGUUGCAUCGCUUCUUGGGCCGUGGUUUUUCGGGGCGGAUCCGUUUAUUGGAGUUUACAAUCAUGCUUAUUAUGAUUAUUACUUCAGUCUCAUCAACGAAGACCGCCUAAAAUACGACAACUGGGUUCCGGGAAAGCCCAAUCACGCCCAAUCCACCCAAGACAAAUGCGUCGUCAUGUCCUGGCGAAACGACGCGAAUUUCCACGAUGCUUUCCGAGUCGGCCAAUGGAACAACGUCUACUGCGGCACUUACUCAACCGCUGGCAAUUUUGGCGAUCCUCACCCGUGGGUUUGUUCGCACGAACAGAGUUCUAGCUAUCAGUCGCAGUACCCGACUUGGAUUUCGCUGCCCGAUGUGAAAUGCGGGCCGGGUUGGAUUCCUUACCAUUCUGCUUGCUACAAGUUAUUCACUGACCGAAAACCCUUCGACGAUGCAAACAAAUUUUGCUCCGAAAAUGGCGAGUCCGCAGCCAAAGCAACCUAUUUGAUGACGAUGUGGGACGAGUACGAAGUCGAGUUUGCCAAAUCCUUCUUCCGGGACGAUCAACUCCCGCAGCGAAAGCCAACAGAUCUGCCAGAUGGAAUCUGGAUCGGUCUCAAGAAAAAUGAUCGACAAGGAAGCGACAGAUUCGAAUGGAUCGACGGAGUUCCACUGACGCGUCAAGAUUGGGCUGGAGACUCUGGAAAUCAGCCCUGCGCGUUUUUGGACUCGGAGACGAAAAUGUACAAGACCUCCGGCUGUUCCGAGCAAAAAGCGUUUAUUUGCAAAAGUGAGUUCUACGAGGUCCCGCUCAAUUCAUACGAAGACAUCGAUGCAAAGCUCGGAAAGCCUCAGGAAUGCCCCGAUGGCUGGAGCCUCCUUGGUCACCACUGCACAAGAAUCUACAGCGAGGCGCAGCCGUAUUCACAAGCCGCCAUGCAAUGCAAAAUCCAAGGCGGCAAUCUUGGCAGCAUCCACUCCUCCGGCUACAACAGAAUCAUAAAAGACCAGUUCACGAAAAUCGCCCACGCCGAAAACUCGAUGUGGAUCGGAAUGCAGUACAAAGGCGCUUUCGGCUGGCAGUGGGACGAUGGAACUGGCGCCAGCUACUUUAACUGGGAAAAUGGGGAGCCGAAUGAUUGGCAAGAGCCGGAAGAUUGCGUGGCCAUGGACGAGAUUGGCACUUGGAAGGACUCGCCGUGUCGAGAAACGAAACCGUUCCUCUGCAAAAGGUCGCUCCGACCGAGUUUUGCACUGCCGCGAUUUCGAACAGAGUGCAUGCUAGAAUUCGGAUGCUGUUUCGACCCAACAAUCGACUCGGGCAUGGGCAACAACUGCUUCCAACCGAAGCCUCCGGUCGACGUUGGCAUGGCCGCAGGCGCUGCUGUCGGCGUCACCGUCUUCGUCAUUGCUGCUGUUGCCGGAGGAUACUUUUUCUACACGAAGAGAAAUGAAGCCACUAUUGGCGGCAUUACCAAUCCUCUUGCUUAA